This is a messenger RNA of Lycium ferocissimum, 947 nucleotides long. RefSeq lists its product as uncharacterized. The transcript is spliced from 2 exons. Lineage: Eukaryota; Viridiplantae; Streptophyta; Magnoliopsida; Solanales; Solanaceae. Gene Ontology annotation, molecular function: protein binding. The record is from RefSeq and is a predicted model, not a curated record. Bases 151 to 786 code for a protein of 211 amino acids.
AGAAAUGGGCCUUCAUUUAACCAUGGGCCUCCAGUAUAAUCCAGACGACCCGAAACUUAAAAAAGAAAAAAGAGAACAUGUACCAUUACCAUAUACCAGUGGAUUCAGUCUCGAAGAGCUUAGUCACUGUUUGGCUGACACUCCAAAAAAAUGGAAACAGACAUCGUAAUUCAGCUAGCUAUCCUUCUAUUCACACUGGGAAUAUUCUACGCUAUGUACAAUUUCCCCAAACAAGCUUUAACCCGACUCCGAACAAAAAACCGAUCAACUAACCAAGCCCAUUUUCACUUCAUAAAAGGAGCCCAAUUCCUUUCUCGAGCAAGAUCUAAUCGGAGCAAAACAACUUCAUUCAACCUCGCUAAAUUCGCCGCCGGUGAAGCUGAUAAGGCCUUAGCCAUCGAGCCCAAAGAUCCAGCGGCCCAUAUUCUUAAAGCCCUAUCGCUUGAUUUAAUGGGCCAUAAAGUCGUUGCUUUAAGGUGGUUGGAUUCCGCCCUAUCUCCGCCAGCGGUGAAGGCCUUGUCCGGCGGAGAGAGAGCCGAUGCAUUGCUUAAACGGGCCGAGUUACAGGUGGCGCUGAACCGGAAAAGACGAGUUGACUCGGCUAUAAUGGACCUUUUAGAGGCAGUGAAAUUGAGUUGUUCUGAUCAAGCUAAGGCCUUUUGUUUGUUGGGUCAGUGUUAUGAGAUUAAGGGCUUGAAAGUUGAGGCCCAUAAUGCUUUUGAAGAAGCUUUAAGGAUUGAGCCUGAUUUGAUUGCGGCCCGUGAAGGUUUGGGCCGGUUAAGAUAGUUAGCCCAGUUUACUCGUCGCGUAUCGAUGAGAGGCUCAAUAUUGUAUAUUUUUGGUUUCAGAUGAUGUAUUUUUCACAAGUUGUCAUUAUUCAAGAUACUAGCUUUUUAGUGCAAGAUUGGAUAAUUUGUACAGAUCAGAGGCUCAAUAUUGGAGAUUGG